GGCAGCUAUGGAAAUAUGGCUCUUUUCUAUCACGGACUUAAUCAGACAGAGCUUGCACUACGACACAUGUCCAGGGCAUUGCUCCUGCUAAGUUUGUCAUCUGGCCCAGAUCACCCUGAUGUCGCUGCAACCUUCAUUAAUGUCGCUAUGAUGUACCAGGAUCUUGGGAAGAUGGACACUGCCCUUCGAUAUUUGCAAGAGGCUUUGAAAAAGAAUGAGAGACUUCUAGGGGAAGAACAUAUCCAGACUGCUGUAUGCUAUCAUGCACUUGCUAUUGCAUUUAAUUGUAUGGGUGCCUUCAAACUCUCUCACCAGCAUGAGAAGAAAACGUACGAUAUACUUGUGAAACAAUUGGGCGAGGAGGAUUCAAGAACACGUGACUCUCAAAACUGGAUGAAGACAUUUAAGAUGCGUGAGCUACAGAUGAAUGCACAAAAGCAAAAAGGUCAAGCUUUGAAUGCUGCUUCAGCUCAAAAGGCAAUCGACAUCUUGAAGGCCCAUCCUGACUUGAUGCAGGCAUUCCAAUCUGCUGCCAUAGCCGGUGGGUCUGGGAGUUCUAACCCUUCCGUCAACAAAUCUCUUAAUGCCGCAAUAAUUGGUGAAACUCUUCCACGCGGUAGGGGAGUUGAUGAGAGGGCUGCUCGUGCAGCAGCUGAAGUUAGGAAGAAGGCAGCAGCAAGGGGCCUCUUAAUACGUCCACAUGGUGUUCCAGUCCAAGCUUUGCCUCCACUUACUCAGCUUCUCAAUAUCAUCAAUUCAGGUGCUACCCCAGAUGCAGUAGAAAAUGGAGAAACGGAUGGAGUAAAGGAAGCCAACGGUCAUCCUGUAAAUGGUCCCGCGGAUGCCAAAAAAGAUCAAUCAACAACUGACCAGGAAGGUCAGCCUCCAGUUGGAUUGGGCAAAGGCUUAGGAGCAUUGGAUGCCAAGAAACCGAAAUCAAAAACCAAAGUUGCAUCUUGAGAUUUAAGUAAGAUUUUAUUAGCUGACAAGGUGGGUUUCUUUGUGAGAUUUGGCUAUUUUGAGGGAAGAAUUUUUUCUAUUGGUUUAAGGAUGAGAACCGAGUCCACUGAACUUUUGGAAGGUAGAGAACUCUUGAGAUGUGUAUGAAAUCCGUGGAUGUUCUCUGUAAUUUUUUAGUAUAAUAAUCAGGCUUGCAGAUA
Messenger RNA from Prunus avium (sweet cherry), 1160 nucleotides. NCBI's taxonomy places the organism in Eukaryota, Viridiplantae, Streptophyta, Magnoliopsida, Rosales, Rosaceae. The record is from RefSeq and is a predicted model, not a curated record.